Molecule: messenger RNA, 3003 nt
Organism: Schistosoma bovis
Lineage: Eukaryota; Metazoa; Platyhelminthes; Trematoda; Strigeidida; Schistosomatidae
Source: the annotation of a GenBank genome assembly
AUAUAAUUCAGGAUUUGGUCGAAUGAAAAUUUUUGUAGAUUUCCAUAAUGAAAAGUGAUCGUUACUCUAGUGUAUUGUCUAUUGAAAGAUUUUAUUGAGCGCCGAAAACUACAAAAGCGGUACUGUGGUGGUGUGUUUCGCACCUCACAGUUCUUCAGCUCGAUGUGGCUCUAGACUAAUUCACUUUUAAUAUUUGUAUAUCCCAUAGAAGAGCUGUUCGAAGUUGUCUGUGAGGUUAAGUUAGUAUUGUCAUGAAUGCUUGUCGGAAGAAGGGUCGUUUAUCCUUCUUCAUACGAGCUGAAAUCGAACCGAAAAAUCGUUCAGGCGUAAACUCGCUGCAGUAUGAUCCGUGUACAGACAGACUGUUCACUGCUGGUCGGGAUUCCAUUAUCAGGGUUUGGAACACUAAAAGGCAAUCGGAUCCUCUUGUGCAUACCAUGGAACAUCAUGCUGACUGGGUUACAGACAUUGUACUCUGUUGUGGUGGCAAAAAUCUCAUAUCUGCCUCAAAUGAUACGACAGUGAAGGUUUGGAAUGCUACAAAAGGAUUUUGUAUGUCUACUCUGGGUACACACAAAGACUAUGUUCGAGUGCUUGCCUACGCCCAACAUCGUGAGGAAGUUGCUAGUGCUGGUCUAGAUGGCGCAAUAUUUUUGUGGGAUAUAAGAACACUUACAGCACUUACACCAACUAAUAAUACAGUUGAAACUCGUCCACUGACAACAAAUGACGAAAGUACAUAUAGCUUAGCUAUGAAUCCAUCUGGGACAGUCAUAGUAGCUGGUGGUCCUUAUAAAAGAAUAUGGGUAUGGGAUCCUAGAUCACGUAGUAAACCUUUUGACUUACGAAGUCAUACUGAUAGUAUACGUGCACUUGCUGUUCGACCAAAUGGUGAAGAGAUUAUUAGUGGUAGUUCUGAUGGAACAAUUAAAAUAUGGUCACUUGGUAUGCAACGAUGUACAGAUACCAUUCGCACACACAGUGAAAGUGUAUUUACAUUACAGGUGAAUAACAAUUGGUCAACUGUUUAUUCCGCUGGUAAAGAUCGUAAGAUUUGGGCUACUGAUUUGCAUAAUCCUGGUAAUUCUACAUUAAUUGGCGAAGAGACGGAUCCAGUCUUAAAGCUCCUAUUACAUGAAGGUAGAAGCCAGUCAUUUUUAUGGUCUGCAACAUGUAAUACAAAUGUGUCACGUUGGCUUAUUAAACACCAUGCUACUGGAAUGUGUUCUCGACCAAUUGUAGAUCAUGAACAUUAUUCAUAUCAUUGUGAGAAUAAUACUGAUAUAGAUCAUGCUAGUACAGAGAAAUCUAUGCCAAUGUCUAAAUGCUCUGAAUUUGUAUCCAAUCCAAUUCCCGUUUCAUUGCCAUCUAAUGCUAAUAAUAAUAAUAAUAAUAAUAAUAAUAAUAAUAAUAAUAAUAAUAAUAAUAAUAAUAAUAGCAGUAAUGCUCUUUCAGAUGUUUUCAGUCAUGAUCCUGAUCACAGUUCCUUACCUAUGGACAAUAAUAAUGAUAAUAACAAUAAUGAUAAACACAGUUCUUCAUUAUCUUCAAAACCUGAUUUUGUCAUAAAAGGUGGAUCACCAAUUGUACAGUUUCAUAUAUGCCCUGAAAAACGUUUUAUAUUAACAAAAGAUAAUGAAGGUAUAGUAGCUGUAUAUGAUGUUUUAAAAGCAUCAAUGAUUGAAUGUUUAGGUGUUGUAUCAUUUGAAGAAGAAAUUAAGAAACGUGAAAAACUUAUUUAUGUUCCAAAUUGGUUUAUAGUAGAUUUAAAAUGUGGAAUGCCAAUUAUUCAUUUGGAUGAAGGUGAUUGUUUGUCAGCCUACAUAAAUGCUUCUGAUGCUGGUCUAUUAAAUGAAUUCAAUGAUCCCAAUUACUGUUAUGAUACUAAAAUUAAUUACGGCUUUGUAUUACUCAGAUCAUUAUUUACUCGUCGGUUAACUACAUCCUCAAGUAAUACCAAUACUAGUAAUAAUGGAAACAAUAUAGAUAAUGUGCGAAACGAUUUGAAUGCAGAUCAAAUUUUAGAAAUUCCUGGACAUACACCAAUUAUUUUAAGUGAUGGAAGUGGUCGACCACUUGAUCGAUUUUUAGCUCGUGAUGCUUCAUCAUUUAGUGUACGAUUAAGACGUUGUAAUCCAGAACCGAAAUGGAUUAUGGAAGUUGUAGAAUCUUGUAAACUACCUAAACCAGUACGUAUAGCGUUUUGCCUUGUUCCUGGUGUUAUUGAAGUAGACAGUCAAGGUCAACAGCGUGUUGUACCAAUGAAUUCAUUAAAACGAGACUCAUUAGCUGCUAAUGAUGUUUUAUUAAUACGUAAAGUUAUGGAACAUGUAUUUCAACGUUUAUAUAAACUAGCGGAUACAUUAACCAUGAAUGGUACGUUAUCUAGUCCACCAUCACCUAGAUCCACAAGACAAAAUGAUGAUACUGGUCAAGCUGUUCCGCCUAAAUCAUCAUCUUAUUGUGAUACAACUUCCAAUCCUCAAACGCCUGUAAUGGCACCAUUAAAUCUUCCACCUGAAACAUUACAAAUUGAUUUAGCUAGAAUAAUAGCGACAGCUUCAUCAAAUAUUCCUCAACCUGAGAAUAUUAUUGAGAUAUGGUGUGGUGAUCAGUGUCUUGAUCCUAAUAUGAAUUUACGCAGUGCUCGUUAUUUCUAUUGGAAACAGUCAGGUGAUUUGGUGUUAAGUUAUUUAGUUACCAAAGAAAAUAAUACUGGUAACAAUUAUGCUACUACUAAUACUAUUGAUAGUAAUAAUAAUAAUUCUAUUUCAUCAUACUUAAACAACAGUCUACAUAAUCCCACAACUGUUACUUCAAUUACUACUAGUAUUCCUUCUGCUAACAUAAGGAAAGAGGACAAUAUCAACAAUUUCAAUGGGAACGGGACAGAUAGUAACAAUUUGAAGAAUGAGCAUCGAGAAACCACUAGUGUCGCAUCGUCAUCAUCUUCAUCAAUGAGUAUUCAUAAUUGAUGUUAUUAUUAUUAUUGUUAUUAUUAUU